CGCACCGCAUCGGCCAGGCCAACAAGGUGAUGAUCUACCGGUUUGUCACGCGUGCGUCGGUGGAGGAACGCAUCACGCAGGUGGCCAAGCGCAAGAUGAUGCUGACGCACUUGGUAGUGCGCCCGGGGCUGGGCUCCAAGGCCGGCUCCAUGUCCAAGCAGGAGCUUGAUGACAUCCUCAAGUUCGGCACUGAGGAGCUCUUCAAGGAUGAGAAUGAGGGGGAGAACAAGGAGGAGGACAGUAGCGUCAUCCACUACGACAACGAGGCCAUCGCCCGGCUGCUCGACCGCAACCAGGAUGCCACCGACGAUGCCGACGUGCAGAACAUGAACGAGUACCUCAGCUCCUUCAAGGUGGCCCAGUACGUCGUGCGUGAGGAGGACAAGGUGCGCCUGGGGGAUGGGGACACGGGGACACGAGAUCGGGUGUGA
Pygoscelis adeliae (Adelie penguin) is the source of this 431-nucleotide messenger RNA. Its product is annotated as chromodomain-helicase-DNA-binding protein 3-like. The transcript has 2 exons. Gene Ontology annotation, molecular function: histone binding; DNA binding; ATP hydrolysis activity. The coding region runs from base 30 to 431 and encodes 133 amino acids. Gene Ontology annotation, cellular component: chromatin; nucleus; NuRD complex. Lineage: Eukaryota; Metazoa; Chordata; Aves; Sphenisciformes; Spheniscidae. Gene Ontology annotation, biological process: negative regulation of transcription by RNA polymerase II; chromatin remodeling. The record is from RefSeq and is a predicted model, not a curated record.